Zophobas morio is the source of this 1717-nucleotide messenger RNA. RefSeq names its product BTB/POZ domain-containing protein 9-like. The transcript has 9 exons. NCBI's taxonomy places the organism in Eukaryota, Metazoa, Arthropoda, Insecta, Coleoptera, Tenebrionidae. Gene Ontology annotation, cellular component: cytoplasm. The coding region runs from base 108 to 1421 and encodes 437 amino acids. The record is from RefSeq and is a predicted model, not a curated record. Gene Ontology annotation, molecular function: protein binding. Gene Ontology annotation, biological process: circadian behavior; modulation of chemical synaptic transmission; adult locomotory behavior.
AUCUAAUCAGUAAUCAGAAAUCAAGUUGCAAUCGCACCAGAAACUUUAUUUCAGCCACCGCUAAAAUAUUUCCUUGUCUUAAUAUUUUUAGAUUUCUACCAACCACAAUGGCAAACGAAGCAGAACCCCAACAAAAAAUAAUUAUUACUGAUUCUUCGAAAAUGUAUGAAGAUAUGUCACCUUACUACUUGAGGGAAACGUUUUCCGACAUUCAACUAAUCCUACCCGAUAAAAAAAUUCAUGCGCACAAAAUUGUUCUCGCUGCUAGGUGUAAAUAUUUUGAGUCUCUUUUAAUGAAAAACCCAAAAAAACAAACUUAUAAGAUUACUUUACGGAAUGUGCCUUCCAAAGCUUUUGAAACAAUACUGUGUUACAUGUAUACAGGAUCCAUUGCCAUCGCAUCGGAAGACGAAAAUGACAUAUCCGAUAUAUUGCAGCUAGCACACGAAUAUUCAUUAAAAACACUGGAAAAGAGUAUAAUCGAAAAAAUGAAUUCCAUUGUGAAUUUGUCAAAUGUAUGUUCCUUUCUAAACAAGGCCAAUGCACAUGACAUGGACGAGUUAAGAGAAAUAUGUCAUACUUUUAUUGAUAAGCAUGUUUCGCAAAAGCUAGAAUAUGAUUUUUUCAAUAUUCUCACACAAAAAUCUAUGAUUAACUUGUUGAAAAGAGAUGCGUUUCCUGUUGAAGAAAUUAAUGUCUUUAAGAUAGUGGCCAACUGGUGCAAAAUUAACAAAGACUUAUUAAACAAGUUGGUUAUUGAAUGUAUUCGGAUAUCUACGUUAACGCGAAACGAAAUUUUGACUGUUGUUUGGCCGUCUAAAAUAGUAGAUAAAGCAAAACUGUUGAAUGCUCUUGCAGCGAUUGAGGUUAACGGUCCGAAAGAAACACAGCGAUGCUUUGCUGGACGGUUGAAAGAUAAAAAUCUUGCUACAGCAGAAUAUAAUGUUAAAGUAAUUUCUGGAUUAAAUACCGCAAUGUUUUUUGAAGAAACUGAAAGGUAUGAAGAAGGUGCUUAUCACAAUGAGGACGAUAAAAACGGUAUUACUGUAGAUCUUGGUGCCGUAAAAUGCUUCAAUUACAUAAAAAUGUAUGUAAUAUAUGGUUCGUGGCCCCGUUACUACAUAGAAGUUUCAACAGACCUUGAAAAGUGGCAUAAUGUUAUAGAUUACAGCAAAUACUAUUGUGCGUGCAUUCAAAACUUAUAUUUUGAAGGACAACAGGCUAGGUAUAUUAGGAUAGUCUUAAAGACCGAUGGAGCCAGAAUUUGUAGAUUUCAAGUUUACAUGAGCAGUAAGGUUCCUAAAAUACAUAACCAAAUUGUUUGCCCUUUUUCAAACAUCAUAACUUCCGAAACCUUCAUACUAUCAAAAAAUGAAAUAUACGUAAACAUACCAUUAGAACACACAAAAAUAGAUAGUUAAUGUUAAAAGUAUCUAAUGGUUGUUUACGUUAUACGUGGAAGCACUACUAUCUACAUGUGUGAAGUUUGCUCACAAGGAGAUAUAGGUAAGCAAAAUUCUAUGGCCACACGAGUACGAUAAUAAUGCGUUAGUCCACGUAAAACAUACAGAAUGUUAUCUGCAAUAAAAUUUAAAUAAAUGAAAAAUAUAUUUGUGUUUGAAAUAAUUGUACAACAAUCACUCAUUUGAGUGGGAUAGGUUAAAUUUAUCCCGAUGUUGUAGACAGAAACGGUUUUUAAACUUUUUUUUAUUUAUCA